CAAUCAACAAACGCACUAUAUCAUCAUGUGUAGAUUUUUCGCUAUCAUAUUCGCUGCGGUUCUAACUGCUUACAGCGUAUUCGCCGCAUUCUUCGGGAUUUUCUCAACAUCAUGGUGGACGGGGCCCAACAAUUAUGAAAUUGGAAUCGCCACGAAUUGCGGUAACACAGACGAAAUAAACGGAUUCUGCACCGAUUUUACCUGGGAUGCGUUUGCCAACAGUACUGAGAGAGCGAUGGCUGGACUUCUCAUAGCAUCCGUCAUACUGGGUCUCAUGUGUUUCUGUGUGAUGGUGUUUAACAUCAUCUUCGCUUGCUGUUGCAUUAAUCUUGCCGGACCAAUGACUGGCAUUCUUGCCGUUUUGAAUGGUCUGUGCUUAGCGGCGGUGUGUAUAGUCAUGGGAUUCUACUGCCACUGGGAAUUUCCCCCAUUGACAGAUAUAGUGGGGUCUGCAUUCAUCAUCGUAAUAGCUGCUGUUCCCUGUACAUUCAUUGCAGCUGCCCUAACAGGUGUGCACUCAUUCAGGAGCUAUGGCCCAAGCAACGACUACAAGGCAUAAGUACCACCUUUCAAAUGCAUCUCAGUAAAAUUUUCAAAUGUAUAAAUAAAUAUAUACUUCAAAACAAG
Molecule: messenger RNA, 627 nt
Organism: Sphaeroforma arctica JP610
Lineage: Eukaryota; Ichthyosporea; Ichthyophonida
Exons: 1
Coding region: 26-559 (177 amino acids)
Source: RefSeq, a predicted model, not a curated record